Molecule: messenger RNA, 5002 nt
Organism: Apus apus (common swift)
Lineage: Eukaryota; Metazoa; Chordata; Aves; Apodiformes; Apodidae
Gene: MPHOSPH9
Product: M-phase phosphoprotein 9
Exons: 24
Coding region: 561-4073 (1170 amino acids)
Cellular component (GO): centriole
Source: RefSeq, a predicted model, not a curated record
CUUAGCGAGGGAUGCAGAACCGCAGUCUCCGGGUCUGUGCUGCCCCGGCUGUUUGCACCUCAUACUGAUACUUACAAGUCAAAAUAAUUUGCAGCUUGGUUUUUUAAACCCUGCUUUUCUGUGUAGGGACCAGGCCGUGUAUGGACUGUUCUAGGCUGUGGGAACAAUAGGUGACAGCUGAGCUCUUCCUCAGCCCACUUACAGCUCACUUAAUAUUUUCUGUAUUGAGAACAGACUUCUAAUGAGGUUAUGAAACGAGCCAGUGUCACAGCUAAGUCCCACCCAUCUGCUGUGCUGCCGAGAUAGGCCACCCAUGAUUUCAUCCUGGGGAGACAGGGGUGACUGAUAUAGCCCCAGUCAUUGCCAUCCAGCUUCUGCUCUAUCUGUCAGGUUAGGUGCCUGAUAACCCAGUUUUCCAGACGUGUGACCACUAGGAAAAGAAGACAGAGAAGCUCAGCUAAAGGCAUAUGUGUAUCUGUGAUAAUUUCCUUCCAAUUCUUGCAUUUUCAGCUCUACCCAGAGGAGAUGGCUUGAGGUAACAUUAUACUUGAGCCAGAGAGAUGGAAACCUGUGACGUGGUGAAUCCUGCACAAGAAAUCCCUUCAUCUCCUGCAGGCUCUGAUGUCAGAAAUACCCACAGCUUGCUCUGUGACUUGAGUUGUAACAGAAGUCCCUCCAAUCCCAAUGGAGUUUGUGGUUACUCAGGGAACACCAGGUCCUCAUUAAUGCCUGGUGCUGUCGAGCUCCUCGCCUCCUUUGUGCGAGAUAUCCAGAGUGUUGGAAAUGCUGACUCAGAAAUUGUGAAGAACUGUGAGACAAGGUGGCUACAGUUACUGAGACUGGUAGAAAAACAAUGUCAGGAACAAAUAGUUGCCCAGCAAGAACAGUUCCACCAUCAAAUCCAACUGAUUCAGGAUGAGAUCAGGCAGUUAGUGAAGUUGCAGACCAGCACCUGUGGGGCCUGCACGAGCAGAAGUUUCCCUGCCAAGCUCUCAGACACUUCAUCACUAGAAAGUCAAAUGGGGAUGUGUUCUGAAAUCCUGGAAGGGAGUGAGUGCAUUGCCAAUCAGCUUCGAGCUCAUGAAGCAGAAAGUCAGCCAAAGGCACCUGAUCUACACCAGGAGUGGUUUGCAAAUGAUGCUCCCAUGAACAGGGGGUGUGUUACACUGCCUGCCCCCCAGCUGGACCCUGGCAGCUCUCAGGACAUUCCCAAGUGCACAGACUACAUGGAGAAAACUUCCCAAGGACAGGGGGGUGCAGCAGUGCUGCAGAGUGAUCCAACUGCAGCUGGUGUUCAAAAUAAAAGAGAACUUUCACCAAAAAAAACAGGGGAAAAUAUUUCAACAGGAAGGAAUCAUGUUUUAGUUUUUCCUGCUGAAUUGGAAUGUAAAGUUAGUGAAGCUCAACGUGGAAAAAAACCCAGUAAAUCUUUAACAUCAUGGGCACAGAAGUUGAAACAAAACCAACCAAAAAGAACAAAUGCUGAAGAAGUGUGUGUGAACUCUAUGCAAGAAAAUGAGCAAGCAAAGAAAGUACCACUUGAGAAUACAACCCUUACAGAUGCUGCUUUGCCACCUUACACUUUUUACCUCAAUCAACCGAAGGAAAGUCCAAAUUCCAUAGUGUCUGAAGCUUCAGGACUUUCAUACUGGAAACUAAAUGACAAGGAGAUGUAUCACUCCUUACCAGAGAAUUUCAGAAACAAGUUUGCUGAUGUUUUCUCCACAAAAGUAUCAUCAGAUAAGUUGUCUUCUGCUGAUGAAACAAAGCUGUCAUCAUUGAAGGAUAUUUAUCAUAAAAGACAAAGGGAAAACAAGCAGCUGCCAGACCAGAAUUUUAUGCCUUCUUCCCUGUCAAGUCACCCACCAGAGGUCUUGACAUUGGACCCAACCCUACACGUGAAGCCAGGUCAGCAGAACCCAGGAUACUGUUUUUUCAAUAUUCCUGAGGAGAUGACUCCCUUUUCUCCAGACUCCAUGGCAGAGCCCGGAUUUUCAAGUCAUUGUGACACAGACUCUUUUUCACAGACAAGCAAUUCAUCUCGGUUACACGAGUCUCCAAAAUACCCUGCCAGCAGCAGAGCUGUGCUUUUGGAUCCCUGGGGAAAUCACCCAUUCCAAAAUGAAAACAAGACCAGCUGUCCCUUUCCAGUGGCAUAUAUGGAUGCUAAUAAUGAUAAUUUAGUCAACACUGAGGAGGAAGACGCCCUGACUCUGACUCCAUCUUCUGUUACUGAGUGUGCUGACAACAGUGUGCCAGAAUACAGUCUUUCAGUGACAUCUGUUGAAGAUCCUGUGAUAAUGUCAAACAUUAGGCAGAACUUGAGGGAAAAACAUGCUCGACACGUAGCUGAUCUACGAGCUUACUAUGACUCUGAGAUCCAGAGCUUGAAACAGCAGCUCGAAGCAAGCCAUAAAACUGCUUCAUCUGAAGACUUGAAGAACAUCAAUCAAAGUCUUGUUGACAGGUGUGACCAAUUAGAUGCAGCUCUGAAUGAAGCGAGUGCUCGCAUAAAAGCCCUUGAAAAUAAGAAUAGUGUGCUAGAAAAGCAAGUGGCAGAUUGGAGAGAACGUUUCUACACAGUCAGUGACACCUCCAAGGUUCUGCAGGAACGCCUGGAAGAAACGCGCACAAGUAACAAGGAGAAGGACAACACCAUCAGCCGGCUCAAAUCGAGGCUUAGAGAUCUGGAGGAAGCAUUUGAGAAGGCUUACAAGUUGUCUGAUAAUAAAAAUGCCAGGCUAAAGGAAGAAAACAAAAUGUUUCAAAAUCUUUUAGGAGAGUAUGAGUCCCUUGGAAAAGAACAUGAAAGAGUAAAGGAUACGUUAAAUGCAACUGAAAACAAAUUACUUGAUGCAAACACACAGAUUUCUGAUUUAAAAAGGACAAUUUCAAAACUUGAAGCUCAACUCAAGCAGGUAGAACAUGAAAAUAUGCUGAAGCUUCGCCCUAUUACUGAAGGUCAUUUAAGAACCUCUUGUGCCAACAAAGUGGCAACUCCUGAUGUCAGCAGGCGAAAGUGGUUGAUACCAGGAGCAGAAUAUUCCAUCUUCACUGGCCAGCCUUUGGAAGGCCAGGAAAGCCCCAAAGACAACAGAUUAAAAGAAACCUAUAACCCUUCUAGGCACCAUUCUCCUCCUGAAAAAGAUUCCGCACAAGAAGACUCUUCAACAAACACAAUAGAAAAAGAAAAUGAGAUGUCAGAAGCACCAAUUAUAAAAGCCUUUAAAGAACUUGAAGAAGGAAGAGCAUUUAAAGAUUGGGGUACACAGACAGAGAAAGAAGACCCAUCAGCUAAAACAUCAAAUCGACGUCAAACCGUUGGGUUUGUUGAAACUUCGUUGGUUGCCAACCGGUCCCCAGAGAAAGGCAGAGACCAACACAGACCCAAACGCUACAGCUCCCCCUCUGGCCAGAGGUCAUCCUCCCUUCCCCCUUCCAACAGGAAACCACAUAUUCCAACAACAAGAGAAAUCAUGUUGGCACCACCAGUGUCUGUGACAUACAGCCCAAAACGAUCUCCAAAAGAAAACCUCUCUCCUGGAUUUAGCCAUUUGCUUAGCAAAAAUGAAAACACAGUGACAAGAUUUGAUAUACUUCUAGAUGACCUGGAGGCUGGUCCUACAUCUUCUUUACAGAACAAUAAUCCAAGGAAAAGGCUCCAGUUUCUCUCACUAGAUGAUGCAGAAGGAAGGCAGCAUUCCGGGGUCAGCCCCAGCUCCUGUGCUGAAUCCCUCAGUACUGGGAUGAAGAAAGUGUCAGCGUUGGACGAGAGGAGCAUGGCCCAAAAAUAUGAGCCAGUGCUGUUACCUUGUGAGGGAGACUUCAAGUACACAGCAAGGAUUAAGACUCUGGCUGAAACAGAAAGGCUUUUUGAUGAGCUGACUCAAGAAAAGCAACAGAUUGAGGCUGCAUUGAGUCGAAUACCUUGUUCUGGAGGAAGAAUGACCUUGCAAGCAAGAUUGAAUCAGGAAGCCCUGGAAGAUCGUUUGGAGAGGAUCAAUAGGGAUCUGGGGUCAAUACGGAUGACUCUGAAAAGGUUCCAUGUUCUACGAACCUCUGCAAAUAUCUGACUGUGCUCUCUGGAAUGCAGAGCUGCUUCUUUAUUUGGUGUUUUUUUGGUUUGUUUUGGGGGUGUUUUGGUUUUUUGUUUUUGCACUAAUAUGUAAUUAUGCACUCAGUAAAUGCAAAUUGGUUUGUAUUUUUAUAAACCCUCAAUAGUAGUUUUACAACCAUGUUACCCUUUACAAACAGCAAUAUUUUGUACUUCAAACAACCACCUAUAUUUUAAGCAUAUUUUUAUUACACUUGAGAAAUGAAUGUUUAUCCUGUAUUGUAAUAUUUUUAGAAAUACCAAUUAUUUUUAAAUAGUGAUGUUGAAUUUGUAAGAAUAAGAAACUAAAAGGCAGCUUGUUUUCAGAAAAUGAUGGUGUUCUCCUUUUGCACUUGGUUUUCCUCACCAUUUUAUAAAUAUUUAUGAUCUGAUGUAAAUAUUAGGGACAUUUUGAAGUUUAAUACAAAGAGCAACACGAAUGAUGUUGUGUUAAAAAGAUAACUGCUGUUCUCUGGUAAAUCCUUUGAACUGAAACCUGAUGAGAUGGAUAUUUUUCCUUGGGACAAAACUGGGAGCAGUACCUGCAUUCUGGCUGCACGUGGGGGUGUGUGUGGUGCUGCUUUGGUUGCUGCUGGUUGUGGUGGGAAAAGACAGGAUGCAGGAGACUGACAGCAGCCACCCUGGCUCCCAGAGAGCAGCUCCACUCCAGGACUGUGACUGUUCAAUGAAGUUACUGGUUUUUAAUAUUCCAGCCUGUGCUGGGGACUGUGCCAGUGUCCUCCUUGCCUGCGUUGCCAAACCAAAUCCAAGCUGUUUUUGUGAACAUGCUUGCAUUUUCCUUGGUGAAAAAAACAAAAAUGCAUAUUUGCUAGCUGACAUAUUGCUGAAUUACUGUCCAACAUUGAUAUUUGAGUUUGUAUUUUAAUAUUAAAUAAAUGUUUAAUUAGA